Kalmanozyma brasiliensis GHG001 is the source of this 654-nucleotide messenger RNA. RefSeq names its product Modifier of rudimentary, Modr. Gene Ontology annotation, biological process: protein targeting to membrane; ubiquitin-dependent protein catabolic process via the multivesicular body sorting pathway; protein targeting to vacuole. The transcript has a single exon. Lineage: Eukaryota; Fungi; Basidiomycota; Ustilaginomycetes; Ustilaginales. Gene Ontology annotation, cellular component: ESCRT I complex. The record is from RefSeq and is a predicted model, not a curated record. The coding region runs from base 1 to 654 and encodes 217 amino acids.
AUGACCGAUUCGCCAGCCUCGACGUCGCUUCAAACGCGUCUCACCACCGCCUUCCCGCAAACCGCCUCUCUCUCGCGACAGGACCUUCAAGCGCUGGCCUACGACGACGUCCCCCCAUCCCAGCUUGCACCUCCCUCCUCCUCGCAGCAGCCACCAUCCGAGUCCAUCUCGCCGAACCAAGCCUUCUUCGAAGCAUUCUUCCACUCGCUGCCUCAAGCCCAGUCUCUCUACCGCGUGCACGCCGACCUGCUGCGCACCAACGAAGCCAAAGCGACGCGCAACAUGGAGCGCCAGGUGCCGCUCCAAGCGCUCCGCACCGAGACGCAGCAGCUCUUCGACCGAGCAAAGUCGCUAGAGGCCGAGUGGGCGACAAGAGAAGCGCAGCUCAACGAGGUACAGAAGCGAUUCAACCCGUCCGCUCUGCACUUUGGUUUGACGCAGUCGGCCAGCAAACUCAACGAUCGAUCCGAGGAAUUGGCCAAUGCGUUUGUCGAGGGUCUGGCAUAUCCGAGAGACGAUAGCGGUACGAGCGAGGAGGCAAUCGUGGACGACGCGAGCUUUGUCCGAAGGUAUAAACAUCAAAGGCUGCUGUAUCAUAAGAGAAGGCUGGUAGCGGAUCGGUGGGCGAGGAAUCAAGUUCAUUGGACCGACUGA